AUGGCCGCAGCCGUCGACACCGGCGGCGCUGCGAUCGUGGUCAAAGGCGUCGAUGUCUGGGCCGGCGACAGCCCUCUCAUCCUGGACGUGAACUGGAGCGUGAUGCCGAACGAGCGCUGGGCGAUUCACGGCACCAACGGUUGCGGGAAGUCGACGCUGCUCCGGGCGAUCAGCGCGGCAGCGAAUGGCGACGGCGGCGGCCGGCUCGCGGACGGCGGCCAGCUCGUCGUGUCGUCGUCGCUGCGGCUCGGCAUGCUGGAACAGACCGCGGUGUCGGGCGCCGACACGACGGUGCGCGAGGAGGUUGUCUCGCGGAUGGAGAGGUACCAGGCGGCCAAGGCUGCGCUCGACUCGGCGGUCGAGUCGUGCGUCCUCGGCACCGACGAGGAGCUCGAGUGCCUGGAGGCGGCGCAGUCGGAGUACGCGGCCGCCGGCGGGUACGAGAUUGAGGCGCGCAUCUCAAAGGUGCUGCAGGGGCUCGGCUUCGAGACGGAGGAGUUUGACGCGCCCUGCUCCUCCUUCUCUGGCGGCUGGCAGAUGCGCAUCGGCCUCGCGCGGCUGCUGCUCUCCGAGCCGGAGAGUCUCCGACGAGCCCACACCACGCUGCUCAUCAUGGACGAGCCCACCAAUCACCUCGACGCCGCCGCGCGCCGCUGGCUCGGCGAUUACGUGGGCGCGUACCAGGGCACGGUGCUCGUUGUCUCCCACGACGCCGAGUUUCUGCGCCGCGCAUCCAACAGCAUCGCCGAGGUCGCGGGAGGGCGGCUCGAGCUGUACAAGUCGGUGACGUACGACAAGUUCCUGGAGGAGCGCGAGGAGCGGCAGGCGCGCGUGCGGGCGACGGUGGAGGCGCAGGAGCGAGAGCGCAAGCGCAUGCAGGACUUCAUUGAUCGCAUGGGCGCAAAGGCGUCCAAGGCGACGCAGGCCAAGGACCGGCAGGGCAAGCUCGAGAGGCUGGCGAAGCAGCAGGCGGCCGCAAAGGCGCUGCUGAUUGGCCAGCAGCGCCGCCCUUCGCUCACGCUCGCAGCGCCGCCGCCGUGUGGCAUGACGCCGUUGGCGCUGGCCGGCGCCGACAUCCGCCACCCGCUCGGGGCGCAGGACAUCAUCACGGGCGCCGACCUCGCCGUGGCAAAGGGCAUGCGGCUGAUCUUGCGCGGACCGAACGGCGCCGGUAAGUCGACGAUCCUAAAGGCCCUCGCCGGGUCGUUGCGUCUGGGCGAGGGGCAGCGCGUCGCCGACGAGCGGCUCGAGCUGGGCGUGUUUGCGCAGGACCUCGCGCAAGAGCUGCCGCAGGACGUGGUCGCGUUCGAGUACGUCUCGCAGACCGUCCGCCGGACAGACGGCACCGUCACGGACGAGCGGUGCAGGGCCGUCAUGGGUGCUCUCGGCCUCGUCGGCGACAAGGCGGCGCGAUCGAUCGGCGACCUGUCAGGCGGCGAGAAGGCGCGCGUGGCGCUCGCGACAUUCUGCCUCACGCCGUGCAACGUCCUCCUCCUCGACGAGCCGACAAACCACCUCGACGUGGACGCGAUCGCCGCGCUGCUCGACGCCAUCGGCAAGUACAACGGAGCGCUCGUCGUCGUCUCGCACGACCGCGCCUUUUGCGAGGCGAUUGACGCCACGCACGUCGGCUAUGUCGCCGACGGCAAGGUGCUGGUC
This is a messenger RNA of Emiliania huxleyi CCMP1516, 1659 nucleotides long. RefSeq lists its product as hypothetical. The annotation marks the transcript as partial. The transcript is spliced from 2 exons. The record is from RefSeq and is a predicted model, not a curated record. NCBI's taxonomy places the organism in Eukaryota, Haptophyta, Isochrysidales, Noelaerhabdaceae. Gene Ontology annotation, molecular function: ATP binding; ATP hydrolysis activity.